GCCUCUGACCUACCUAAACCUACCUGACCUGCCUGACUCCCAUCCCCCCUUCCCUCCCAUCCCGUCCCAGAAGAAAGAGGUCGUGAAGAACGUUUCUGUAGUCAUUGCCUGUAUCGGCAUUCCUUCUUCAGACUUCUUUUUUCUCAUCCCCACCUCUCUUCCCCUCAUCCAUCCCCACCUCCAAUCGACAUCACAACGACGCGCUCAAGGGCCGAGUCAGCUUUCCUUCAUUUCGGGCUUCCCCUUCUCCUUGUUGUUCAGCCCGUCAGCUGCCUCGAUAGAAUCAUCCGAAUAACCUAACUUGGCGGCCCUUCCUUCCUCAGAGCGCUCCCGCUCGUCACUUAUACAUUCGUUAAGCCAUCGCUCCGCUCGCUGUCAUUCUCUCGUACUAUAUAUACCAACGCCCGCCAAAUCCUUUAACGAAUUCUUUAUCACGAAAUUUAAACGACCUUUCAAUUUUUUCUGCAAUUUUUUCUUCCUUUUCGCUGCCUCUUCCUUCACGCUCUCGUGAGGGUUGUUUAUUUGGCCGAGGAGACUUUCGACUGUUAAUUUGUUGACUUGGGUUGAAGGCUUCAACCGCAUAGCAUUUCUGUAAUAGUCUCGCAAUUGGCAGACAACAACGAUUAACGACAACUUCAGCUGCUCCCAGUUGAGGUACGACCUAUAAUAUCAACGGCCCUUUGACGAGCAGAUCCGACCGAAACUUGUACCGACGAGACGGUCUUGCUACCAUCUUGCGAACCUGAUACACGGUACAUACCUGCCUACCACUUGGCCCUCUCAUCGUCCGUCGUGUUAAUGUCUUCCUAGAUACCAAUACUUCACACCUGUCAGCAUAAACAUAAUACGAUAUUUCAGCGAAACCUCAGUAAACAUGAUGCAGACUGGAACAGAACGUGAUAGUAUGCCACCCUUGGCGACUGAGUCUUCGCAGUCGGCGUUGCUUCAAGCGCCGGAACAAGGCUCUCUUGCUCCGUGGCUUGAAGGCGCCUCUGAUAGUAUUCCCUGCACACCCCCCCCUCAGUUGCUGUCGCCUCAACCUCUCACCCCAAAGCCCACGAGAUUUGUUUCACCCCCUCGUACUCCGCUGCCCAAACUUUUCACUAGCCUCACCCCACGGGCCAUUCGCCAAUGGGAGGCAGCUGAGGGAGCGGGGAAUACCGCUGCCACUAUCAGCCGUCCAGAAUCCGCUUGCUCCAACUAUUCCUCGUCUUCGGACUCAUCGCUAGAUAGUUUGACGACCUUUACCACAGCGGGAGGAAGUUGUACUAGUCCUGAAACCGAGGCUUCCUUCUUCGCCGAUGAGCCGGAAAAAGAGACCGUCCACCUCAAGCCUACCGAUGCCCCGAGAUGGAGUAGUAAGGUACAAGAUGGAACCGGUGAGAAAGAUGGUGCAAGCCAGAUCCGUGUUCGGAGAACCAAGUGGAGUGAGGAGAUGGACAACCAUUUGUGGAGGACAUACAUAAUAUAUCAACAGGACCCUAAGAUAACGCCAUUUUAUGUCUUGCCAGGGCAAGUCCCACCCUUGGGAGUAUGUUGUAAAGUUGCUAGGGAGACAAAGAGGAGCUGGAAGGUGGCCAAGAUGGGUGAUGGAUGGAAAGGUGUACCGAGCACCCCGAGACCCAAGAGAAAGUCAAGGGUUUCGGGUUAUAAGACGGCGAGUGAUACUGCGGCCACGGGGAACAGGGGGGACAUUUUGCGAAAGACUUCGCCGUAUUCGUGGCCCGCGUCCGAGGCCUCGACUCGUCGUCGUUUAAGAGAAUUGUGUAGAGACAGCUAUGGUCCUUCGAUAAAUCCUCAUCGAGAGUAUCGGCAACAGCGUCGGACAACGUCCACCCCCAGACUUCUCCCACCUCGGUCAUCAACGGCAUCACCUUCCCCACUCAAUUCAGCCACAUCAGAUAGACUUGGGUCUCGGGAUUCCUUUUUGUUCUCGACAAGGAGUAUAGCACUUUCUUUGACAACCAGCACGGCAUCCACCAUGAAUCCGAAUGGUCUUUUGGCCGCAAUUGCCUCCGGUUAUGACGUUGAGCCUGGGAUGGCUGCAGGUUUCGGGAGUGGCAGUUUUAAUUUCGGCGGAGUUCCAGAAAGUGUUUCUGGCGUAAAUAGAUGUAAUAACAGUGUUUCCGGACGGAGUGAGGGUUCCCAAUUGCAACAGACCGGGAACGAAAUGGAGCAGGGCAGCCCGGUCAGACAUGAGACCGAUAAUGGUCCUUCUGGUUCGUCAGAUGGCGGGCCCUCGGGAUUAGGGGGCUUGUUACCGCCGUUGGAGCUGAAUUCGUCUUCCUCUUCAUAUGGCACCUGGCCAAGACGCCUCAAGCGUCAGGAGAUACUCCCCGACUUUAGUGAGGAUGCGGUUGUUUUCCCUCCGCCCCGCAGAGCUCGCAGGGGAACAAUAGGUGACCUCUUCGGUAAUCCCAUCCCCUCUUCCCCAACCACUACCCCGGCAACAACAAAUGCAAGUGCAAUGUCCACGGCAACAAACACAACGGUUCGCAGCGCACGUAGUCGUGGGUUCACUAUCGGAGCUAGUUUCGGUAGUAGUCUGACCAGCCGAAGAAGAUAUCGACCAUCGGCACCUCUGCUGACGGUCACUGGCCCAGUGUCUUAUGACUCGCCAAACGACUCUGAGAUGUUGAGCCCUCUUGCAGCCCGGCACUCAUCGUUGGACACCAUUAAGAGUGACGAUCCGUUCGAGCUUCCGAGGCGUCUUGGCUCCCCAUUCCUCGAACGUAAGGAUUGGAAGGGGGGAGAGGCAGAGGACUUGGAGGAGAAGUCUGGGCCUGAUAGUCCUCUCGAUGGAGAAUUUGGUGAUUUUCUUGGACUCCGGAGUGAUGUUGGGAUAACAACGGGAAGGAGUACUCCCACAAGACCUAUCAAAAGGGCACGCGAGUAAACCCUCGGGGUUUGAUCCAUUCCUCUCGGGUUGAUAGUUUGUCCCUAUGCAUUCUGACCCCGUUUUGAUGCACGCAUGAGUUGGUGGACCUCUUCUGGCUGCCGGCUAGCCUACAACUCGACCACUUGGUUCGAGGCAAUCCUUAUUAGCACAUUCCGUUCCGUUUUCACAUUAUAAUAUCUUUCUCCUUUGAUCUCUUUAUCUACCUUUCGAUCUUUCUUAUUAUAUAGUUUCCUGCCGUUUCCACUCCUUAUCUCUUUCCUUGCUUGUUUCUCCGUACCCGUAACGAUUAUGCCGAUAUGUUUGAUGUUUUUCGGGAACCCAUUCGUUUCCUUCACGCGCAUCCCAUCAUGAUUCUCAAAAAUAUUUCCUCUAAUUGCUCGAGUUAGUUUCUUGUGCCGUACCAUAGGAAAUUUAUGAACAUACCGUA
Messenger RNA from Tuber aestivum (summer truffle), 3326 nucleotides. NCBI's taxonomy places the organism in Eukaryota, Fungi, Ascomycota, Pezizomycetes, Pezizales, Tuberaceae. The record is from the annotation of a GenBank genome assembly.